UAAUAUAUUAUUUUUUUAUAUCAAAAUAUAUAUAUAUAUAUUAAAAUGUCGAGAGAGUCCGGUGGAUAUGGGCGCUGUGAACCGAAGUUCGAGUAGAGGCAAAGCAAAAGUCACCUCCGACGGUUCGACCUCACGCGUUUUUCGAGGAAGACACUCCGUCUCUUCCUUUCCUACUAUCCCCGAUCACUUAAUCGGGGACGCUAUGAUGGAUGAAGAAUUCAACCAGAUUUAUUCUGGUAGAGGGGACGCAAAUCUCCCCACUCUUGAUAGUGUAUUCGAAGAUAUUGAUGAAGCAAAUCUGGAUAAUCUGGACGGGGACGAUGAGCCUACACCGCAGAGCAACGACGUCGACGUGGAGGCAGGUGAGCCCACGACCUCUCGAGGUCCGGAUAAAGGGACUAGAAGCUAUGGGCGGAGUUUUGACGAAUAUUAAAGAAGGAAUUAAAAGAAUUUGGGGGGCUCGUCUUGUUUCGAAAAAAUGGAAGAUUUUCUGUAAGUCUAAAGGUAGAAAAGAAAUAGUUUUUGCAAAAGAUAUCCACAUUAGAUGGAAUAGUACAUACAAAUUGAUUCAUCAGAUUCUAAAAUAUAAAGAGGA
This is a messenger RNA of Cuscuta campestris, 595 nucleotides long. NCBI's taxonomy places the organism in Eukaryota, Viridiplantae, Streptophyta, Magnoliopsida, Solanales, Convolvulaceae. The record is from the annotation of a GenBank genome assembly.